Heterocephalus glaber (naked mole-rat) is the source of this 3017-nucleotide messenger RNA. The record is from RefSeq and is a predicted model, not a curated record. Lineage: Eukaryota; Metazoa; Chordata; Mammalia; Rodentia; Bathyergidae.
GGUGCACCCCGAGACCCCGGUAGCCGCGCUUCGCGGAGCUGCAGUGGUGAUGAUGGAUGAGCCCUGGUGGGAAGGGCGAGUCGCCUCGGACGUCCACUGCACCCUGCGCGAGAAGAAGCUGGAAAUUGGAGACCAGGUGUUGGCAGGGACACACUGAGAAGGAUCCGAGGGGAAUCUGUCCUUCUUGCAUUUGAAUUUUGGUGGAUGCUGUCAAUCUUUGGCUCUGCUUGGCUUGUAGCUUCCUCACUCCAUCCUCAUGUAGGCCAUGGAUCUGUGGCCCAGUUACUUCUUCUGGAACUGAAGCUGCCUGCCUUCCGAGCCCACUCCCCACUCCUGAAGAGCCGCCGGUUCUUCGUGGACGUCCUGACUCUGCUGAGCAGCCACUGCCAGCUGUGCCCUGCGGCCCGGCACCUGGCCAUCUAUCUGCUGGACCACUUCAUGGACCGUUAUAACAUCACCACCUCCAAGCAGCUGUACACUGCGGCGGUCUCCUGCCUCCUGCUCGCCAGUAAGUUUGAGGAUAGAGAAGACCAUGUGCCCAAGUUGGAGCAGAUAAACAGCACGAGGAUCCUGAGCAGCCAGAACUUCUCCCUCGGCAAGAAGGAGCUGCUGAGCACAGAGCUGCUGCUCCUGGAGGCCUUCGGCUGGAACCUCUGUCUGCCCACGCCCGCGCACUUCCUGGACUACUACCUCUUGGCCUCCGUCAGCCAGAAGGACCACCACUGCCAUGCCUGGCCCACCGUCUGCCCCCGCAAGACCAAAGAGUGCCUCAAGGAGUACGCCCACUACUUCCUCGAGGUCACCCUGCAAGAUCACAUAUUCUACAAAUUCCAGCCCUCCAUGAUCGCUGCUGCCUGUGUCGGGGCCUCCAGGAUCUGCCUGCAGCUGUCUCCCUGCUGGACCACAGAGCUGCAGAGGAUCUCGAACUAUUCCCUGGAACAUCUCAGUGCCUGCAUCGAAAUCCUGCUGGUUGCAUAUGACAGUGUCCUCAAGGAUGCCGUUGCGGUCAAGAGCCAGGCCUUGGCAAUGGUGCCAGGCACGCCGCCACCCCCCACCCAAGUGCUGUUCCACCCACCCGUCUACCCUGCACUCAGCCAGCCGACGGCCACCCUGGCCCAGCUCCAGGCCCCCGUGCAGGACCUGUGCUUUGCCUACCGGGACUCACUGCAGGCCCACCGUUCCAGGAGCCUGCUCUCAGCGGCCACAGGCCUGUCCCUCCACAGCCCGUACCCCACCCUCCAGCCCCUGGACAUGUGUCCCGUGCCCCUCCCUGCGCCCCUCACCAUGCAGAUGGCCAUUGCAGCCGAGCCGAGGCACUGCCUUGCUACCACCUAUGGAAGCAGCUACUUCGGUGGUGGCCACUUGUUUCCCGCAGGCUGUUUUGAUAGAUAGCCUGUGUAGGGAAGCCUCGAAGACCCAGGUGGAGCAAGAGAGCCUGAAGAGGAGAACUGAGCCAGGGGAGGCAGCAGGAAACCAUCCCUGAAGAGCCUGGUGCCCUUGGAUGAGGAGGGGUCAGGCUGUUUUUAAACAAAACUAGCCCAGAGCAAAACCUUCAGGGACAGACCUGGCUGGUGAGAGCCCCUCGGAAAAACCUCCACACUGGCCUGGGGUACAGAGAGGUGGCGUGGUGGCCAGUGUCAAGCAGGGCUGGAGUGAAUCAAGAAAGACUUGGUAAGAAAGAGGCCAGGGGAUGAGAAACUGUACGCAGACCACUCACCCAGAGACUUCUCUGCUCUUUGCCGAUAGCAGUUACACCACUGAGAACAGAGGCGCAUCCUGAUGUGAGCUCAGGACUCCCACGAAGUGUGCAGUGCCAUCUCUCAACAUCUGUCCCUAGCUCCAGACCAGAAGGGCCCUGGGCUUGCUUGCGCCUGCAGGGCCCAGUGGGUGGCUCUUGUCUUUGUUGUUGACCCUGAAACCUUUCUCGACCUCUUAGAUAUUUCACAUGCUGCUGCUUCUCCAAGUGAUCUAGCUUUCUGUCCUGCAAGAUGUCUUGUUUACAUACUGCGUCAGGGAUUUUGUGAUACUUGAAAAUUCCUUAACAUAAAAACAAAAUUGUAAUUCCCACACUGCCCAUCCCAGGUGAGGCUGUUUUACCUCAGCUUGUGAGGGACCCGAGGGGAACAACAGAGCUUCAUUUUCAGAAGCAGAGGGUUGAGGGGCUCUCCGUUCCAGAAGAUUCCACCACUUGGAUGCUGUCUUCAUCUGUAGGACUUCGCUAAACCACUCGGGAGGGAACUGGUGUUAAAGACAAAGGCUUGACCAAGGGUGAGACAAUCCCACCUCCCUCCACCACGUGCGUACAGUACGUGGGGUUAACCCAGCCGAGGCUUUUAGCUGGGCCAGUGUGGGAGGUUUGCCUACCGCCGCUUGGAUCUGGAUAGCGGUUGUGCAUGCAUGGUGUGUGACACUGCACUGCCACCACUGGCAGGCAAGGGGGUGGUGGAUGGAAAGCCAGUAUUCGGGGAUCUGCUGCAGAAGGGAUCUCAGGAAGACUCUUGUAACCAUGUGCAAUAUGCUUCUAUUCUGACUUGUAGCUUGGUCUCAGCAUGUUUUGGGUUGGUUUGUUGUCAGGGGACACACAUUGUUCGCCCGUCGGAACUGGGAGGUGCAGAGGACCACAGAAGCAGUUUUUGUUGUUUGUUGUUUGUUUUUUUAAGAAGAAGCCAUCUUGGUUUUCUAGACUCAUUUGCCAGUCUAGGAGACAGCAGCGGGGGGCCACCAGGAAGGAUUUGAAGAUGGUGAAGCUUUUUACACAGAUGAGAAUCUCAGCGUGCAAGCGGUAAGAGACCAGAUGUGGAUAAUGCGCUGCAGCUUUGCCACUCUAGCAUAGGAAAGUGCACAGUUCGUUUGUUGUUUUUCUUUUUCCUUUGCUGACCUCUUUCUAUUUAUGUGCAACUUGUUUGGAUUCCAAGUUAUUGUAUCUGUCUUCUGGGGCUGGGGGCUUGUGACGGGCUCCCUCAGUCACACCAGCUCCCAGAAAUACGCAACUGCAAUAAACAUGUCACCUGCUGUUA